AUGUAAGUCAACAACAUCCUGGGAUUGGGACACACUUUCUGGGCACUGCUGGCCAGUCCCAGAAUGGAACAUAAGGAAGUGGUUCUUCUACUUCUGUUAUUUCUGAAAUCAGCACCGACUGAGACAGGGCCUUCUGUGCAGGAGUGCUACCACGGUAAUGGACAGAGUUAUCGAGGCACAUACUUCACCACUGUCACAGGAAGAACCUGCCAAGCUUGGUCGUCUAUGACACCACACCAGCACAGUAGAACCCCAGAAAAGUACCCAAAUGAUGGCUUGAUCUCAAACUACUGCAGGAAUCCGGAUUGUUCAGCAGGCCCUUGGUGUUAUACGACGGAUCCCAAAGUCAGGUGGGAGUACUGCAACCUGACACGGUGCUCAGACGACGAAGGGACUGUGUUCAUGCCUCUGACUGUUAUCCCAGUUCCAAGCCUAGAGGAUUCAUUCAUACAAGCACCGACUGAGCCAAGGCCUUCUGUGCAGGAGGGCUACCAUGGAAAUGGACAGAGUUAUCGAGGCACAUACUUCACCACUGUCACAGGAAGAACCUGCCAAGCUUGGUCAUCUAUGACACCACACAAGCAUAGUAGGACCCAAGAAAAGUACCCAAAUGCUGGCUUGAUCUCAAACUACUGCAGGAAUCCGGAUUGUUCGGCAGGCCCUUGGUGUUACACGACGGAUCCCAAAGUCAGGUGGGAGUACUGCAACCUGACACGGUGCUCAGACGAUGAAGGGACUGUGUUCAUGCCUCUGACUGUUAUCCCAGUUCCAAGCCUAGAGGAUUCAUUCAUACAAGCACCGACUGAGCCAAGGCCUUCUGUUCAGGAGGGCUACCAUGGACAUGGACAGAGUUAUCGAGGCACAUACUUCACCACUGUCACAGGAAGAACCUGCCAAGCUUGGUCAUCUAUGACACCACACAAGCAUAGUAGGACCCCGGAACAGUACCCAAAUGCUGGCUUGAUCUCCAACUACUGCAGGAAUCCAGAUUGUUCGGCAGGCCCUUGGUGUUAUACAACGGAUCCCAAAGUCAGGUGGGAGUACUGCAACCUGACAGGAUGCUCAGACCAGAAUAGGGCUGUGGCUGCACCUCUGACUGUUAUCCCGGUUCCAAGACGAGAGGAUACUUCCAAACAAGCACUGAUUGAUCCAAGGCCUUCAAUGCAGGAGUGCUACCAUGGAAAUGGACAGAGUUAUCGAGGCACAUACUUCACCACCGUCACAGGAAGAACUUGCCAAGCUUGGUCAUCUAUGACACCACACCAGCACAGUAGGACCUCAGAAAAGUACCCAAAUGCUGACUUGAUCAUGAACUACUGCAGGAAUCCAGAUCCUGUGGAAGGCCCUUGGUGUUACACGAUGGAUCCCAAAGUCAGAUGGGAGUACUGCAACCUGACACGAUGCUCAGACACAGAAGGGACUGCAGUCGUGCCUCUGACUGUUAUCCCGGUUCCAAGCCUAGAGGAUCCUUCCAAACCAGCACCAACAGAGCCAAGGCCUUGGGAGCAGCAGUGCUACCACGGUAAUGGACAGAGUUAUCGAGGCACAUACUUCACCACUGUCACAGGAAGAACCUGCCAAGCUUGGUCAUCUAUGACACCACACCAGCACAGUAGGACCCCAGAAAAGUACCCAAAUGCUGGCCUGACCAGGAACUACUGCAGGAAUCCAGAUUCUGGGAAACAACCCUGGUGUUACACAACUGAUCCAUGUGUGAGGUGGGAGUACUGCAACCUGACACAAUGCUCAGAAACAGAAUCAGGUGUCCUAGAGACUCCCACUGUUGUUCCAGUUCCAAGCAUGGAGGCUCAUUCUGAAGCAGCACCAACUGAGCACCCUGUGGUCCAGCAGUGCUACCAUGGUAAUGGACAGAGUUAUCGAGGCACAUUCUCCACCACUGUCACAGGAAGGACAUGUCAAUCUUGGUCAUCCAUGACACCACACCAGCAUCAGAGGACCCCAGAAAACUACCCAAACGAUGGCCUGACAAUGAACUACUGCAGGAAUCCAGAUGCAGAUACAGGCCCUUGGUGUUUUACCACGGACCCCAGCGUCAGGUGGGAGUACUGCAACCUGACGCGAUGCUCAGACACAGAAGGGACUGUGGUUGCUCCUCCGACUGUUAUCCAGGUUCCAAGCCUAGAGGCUCCUUCCGAACAAGCAUCCUCUUCAUUUGAUUGUGGGAAGCCUCAAGUGGAGCCAAAGAAAUGUCCCAGAAGCAUUGUAGGGGGUUGUGUGGCCCACCCACAUUCCUGGCCCUGGCAAGUCAGUCUUACAACAAGGCCUGCCAUCAUCACUGACAGAGUAAUCCCAGCCUGUCUGCCAUCCCCAAAUUACGUGGUCACUGCCUGGAUUGAAUGUUAUGUCACUGGCUGGGGAGAAACCCAAGGUAACUUUGGGGCUGGCCUUCUCAAGGAAGCCCAGCUUCUUGUGAUUGAGAAUGAAGUGUGCAAUCUCUAUGAGUAUCUGAAUGGAAGAGUCAAAUCCACCGAGCUUUGUGCUGGGCAUUUGGCUGGAGGCACUGACAGUUGCAAGGGUGACAGUGGAGGGCCUCUGGUUUGCUUUGAGAAGGACAAAUACAUUUUACAAGGAGUCACUUCUUGGGGUCUUGGCUGUGCAUGCCCCAGUAAGGCUGGUGUCUAUGCUCAUGUUUCAAGGUCUGUUACUUGGAUUGAGGGAGUGAUGAGAAAUAAUUAAUUGGACGGGAGACAGAGUGACGCACUGACUCACCUAGAGGCUGGAACGUGGGUAGGGAUUUAGCAUGCUGGAAAUAACUGACAGUAAUCAA
This is a messenger RNA of Pan troglodytes (chimpanzee), 2788 nucleotides long. RefSeq names its product apolipoprotein(a)-like. Gene Ontology annotation, molecular function: serine-type endopeptidase activity; signaling receptor binding. Gene Ontology annotation, biological process: proteolysis. The record is from RefSeq and is a predicted model, not a curated record. NCBI's taxonomy places the organism in Eukaryota, Metazoa, Chordata, Mammalia, Primates, Hominidae.